AUGCUGGUGACCUAUUUGGAAGCCAGCCGGGACCUUUGCGAGACGGACUCAAUUCUCUUUGGCGCCGCAAUGGCAGUUUGCCGUAUUAUUGGCGCCAAACUUCCCAUGGCUGGACGCGCUACUACACAAAGUAGCGCCAUCCCAGCCUGGAGAAAAAGAAUCGAGGUCCGUAUCGCAAAGGCAAGGGCCCUUAUCGGCAGACUAACAAGCUUCAGGUCGGGUAAUAAUAGACCGAGGAUUGUGCGCACCGUUAGGAUGGCGUUUGCUGGGACAAAUAUCAGUUUGUCCCAGCCGGAUAUCACGCAGAAACUAACGGAGCUCAUAGACGACCUGAAGCAAAAGAUCGCUGCUUGGGGGUAG
Parnassius apollo (apollo) is the source of this 360-nucleotide messenger RNA. The record is from the annotation of a GenBank genome assembly. NCBI's taxonomy places the organism in Eukaryota, Metazoa, Arthropoda, Insecta, Lepidoptera, Papilionidae.